Molecule: messenger RNA, 1935 nt
Organism: Triplophysa rosa
Lineage: Eukaryota; Metazoa; Chordata; Actinopteri; Cypriniformes; Nemacheilidae
Gene: myca
Product: MYC proto-oncogene, bHLH transcription factor a
Exons: 3
Coding region: 297-1523 (408 amino acids)
Biological process (GO): regulation of transcription by RNA polymerase II; positive regulation of cell population proliferation
Molecular function (GO): protein dimerization activity; DNA-binding transcription factor activity, RNA polymerase II-specific; RNA polymerase II cis-regulatory region sequence-specific DNA binding
Source: RefSeq, a predicted model, not a curated record
CAGUCAACGUCAGUCAGUGGGCACUAUUCAGCUCGCAGGAGCUGCUGAACUUAUUCAUCCUGCAACUGUCACACAAACUAUCAGUCUGUCCAGCAUCUGAGAGGCGAACGAGUGCGUACUGUUAAUCACAUUACACAUCCCCUGGCAUUAGACCACGACUCUGACUUCACUUAUGCUGCAAGGGAACGGAGGAAAUUAUUGGAUAUUACUUGCUCCUUGUAUUUUUGCAUAUUUUCUUUGCGUCGAGUCUACAACUCAACCAUUCUGAAACUGCAUUUGUUAAUACACGUGUCAAAAUGCCGGUGAGUGCGAGUUUGGCGUAUAAAAACUACGAUUACGACUACGACUCCAUCCAGCCCUAUUUCUACUUCGACAACGACGAUGAGGAUUUUUAUCAUCAGCAACAAGGACAGACUCAACCUCCGGCUCCCAGCGAGGACAUUUGGAAGAAAUUCGAGCUGCUGCCCACGCCGCCCCUCUCGCCCAGCCGGAGACAGUCGCUCUCCACCGCGGACCAGCUGGAGAUGGUCAGCGAGUUUUUGGGGGACGACGUGGUGAACCAGAGCUUCAUCUGCGAUGCGGACUACUCCCAGUCCUUCAUCAAGUCCAUCAUCAUCCAGGAUUGCAUGUGGAGCGGCUUUUCCGCCGCCGCCAAGUUGGAGAAAGUGGUUUCGGAGAGACUGGCGUCCCUGCACGCUGCCAGAAAGGAAUUAUUGUCGGACAGUACGGAUAGCGCCUCAAAUCGUCUCAAUGCGAGUUACUUGCAGGAUCUGAGCACAUCUGCAUCAGAAUGCAUAGACCCGUCGGUGGUGUUCCCUUAUCCUCUAACCGAGUCACCUAAAUCCUGCAAGGUUGCCCCAUCACAGCCCAUGCUGGUAUUGGACACCCCACCGAACAGCUCGAGCAGCAGUGGGAGUGAUUCAGAUGAUGAAGAGGAGGAGGAGGAAGAAGAAGAAGAGGAGGAGGAAGAAGAAGAAGAGGAUGAGGUGGAAGAAGAAGAGGAAGAAAUUGAUGUGGUGACGGUAGAGAAGCGCCACAAAAGAAGCGAGACCGAGGUGUCCGAAUUGAGGUAUCCCAGUCCCCUGGUCCUGAAGCGCUGCCACGUCUCCACCCACCAGCACAACUAUGCCGCCCACCCCUCCACGCGGCACGAGCAGCCCGCCGUCAAGAGGCUACGGCUGGAGGCCAGCGCAGUGGUCAGCAGCAACAGGCACGCGAAACAACGCAAGUGCACGAGUCCACGGACGUCAGAUUCAGAGGACAACGACAAACGCAGGACUCACAAUGUACUGGAGCGCCAGCGCAGAAACGAACUCAAGCUCAGCUUUUUCGCGCUACGGGACGAGAUCCCUGAUGUUGCGAAUAACGAGAAAGCCGCCAAAGUGGUGAUCCUAAAGAAAGCGACAGAAUGCAUCCACAGCAUGCAGAAGGAUGAACAGAGGUUGCUGUCAAUCAAAGAACAGCUGAGGCGAAAAAGUGAACAGUUAAAGAACAGGCUGCAUCAGCUGCGGAGUUCACAUUAAUGAAUCAAGUUGAAAAGACUUUAAAGACACAACCCCCCCCCAGCUUUUUUAUGCAAGUUAAGGACUGUUUCUGUGUAUAGUUGUGAUGUUGCAUGUUCAAUGCAUUUUUCUUUUGACUAUUGUCAGUUUUUUCAAUGUUCAAAACUGCCACAGUUUCCAAUUUAAAGUGGUUAAAUAAAAUAAUUUGUAUUUAAGUCAUUUAUUUUUAUUAAUAAAAUAAGAAAAUAUGGGGACACACAACCCUAAAGUAAAAUUUGUUUUAUAUGUUUUUGUAUAUAACGGAUUAAUUUUCCUAAGAAAGGUAUUUUUGGAUCUGUAUCAGCUAUGUGUUCUCAUCAGCCAUAUAUUUGUUUCACUAUGUGGUUUUUUCAUGUUUUCACGAUUCCUAAUCAUAAAUGCAUUUCUUUCGGAA